Messenger RNA from Megalops cyprinoides (Indo-Pacific tarpon), 3022 nucleotides. It is a transcript of the gene mid2, whose product is annotated as midline 2. The record is from RefSeq and is a predicted model, not a curated record. Gene Ontology annotation, molecular function: zinc ion binding; protein binding. The transcript has 13 exons. NCBI's taxonomy places the organism in Eukaryota, Metazoa, Chordata, Actinopteri, Elopiformes, Megalopidae. Bases 652 to 2811 code for a protein of 719 amino acids.
CAGCGUAGUCCAGAUAGUACGUAAUCAAAACAGAGAAAAGAGCAGCAAAGGAUGUCCGUAGCGGAACUCGCUUGAGCCAGGCAGUGGUCUAAUCGAUCCCAGCUGCUGGAGAGAUGAAAACCGUUCCCCUGGGUAAGUCACGUGUUCUCGAGGGAGCGCUUGGUUUUGGGACACUGCGAGUGAGAACGCUGCGUAGCAUUGCCAGUUGCUACUUGAGCCGCUUGUUCGGUCGUGGUUAACAAAAAAUAACAGACGUAGGGCUAUUUCAAGCAGCCUUAUACGUUGCGGUAACAGUGCCGACGUUUUCAUCAGAGCUGUAAAUUGUCGACUUUGAGGAAACGCGCUUCGGCAAACUUCUGGCUAACGUUUGUGCGCCAGAUACAACUGCAAUAUACCAAGCCUAUGUAACGUUACAAUAGCUGCUAGGACCUGAGAAGUCAACCCGGGGACGUCAUUGCGAGCAAAGGAGCCAGUUUGAGCGUGUUUGGUUUUGAGUAGCAGACAAUGAGACUGUAGCCCUCAACUCCAAAGAAGUUGUCAGCCCCUUCGCUGUGUGUCCACGCCCUCACUGACCGCUAGCAGUCAGAGUUCACAGGUAACUCACCAGCUUCUGUGGGAUUUGAUGUCGCCUCUAGAUCGGCUCAAUUGAAGAUGGAAACACUGGAGUCGGAGCUGACCUGCCCAAUCUGCCUGGAGUUAUUUGAAGACCCCCUGCUGCUCCCCUGCGCCCACAGCCUGUGUUUCAACUGCGCCCACCGCAUCCUGGUUUCCCACUGCUCCACCAACGAGCCCAUCGAGUCCAUCUCCGCCUUCCAGUGCCCCACCUGCCGUUACGUCAUCACGCUCAACCACCGCGGCCUGGAGGGGCUGAAGCGCAAUGUGACCCUGCAGAACAUCAUCGACCGCUUCCAGAAGGCCUCCCUGAGCGGCCCCAACUCCCCGAGCGAGAGCCGGCGCCAACAGCGCCCCCACAGCAGCGGCCCCAGCACUGCGCGAGGCAGCCCGGCCUUCGCCAUGUCCCUGGAGCAGCGCGUGGGCUGCCAGUUCUGCGAGCAGGACCCGCCCCGCGAGGCGGUGAAGACCUGCGUCACCUGCGAGGUGUCGUACUGCGACCGCUGCCUGCGCGCCACGCACCCCAACAAGAAGCCCUUCACCGGCCACCGGCUGGUGGAGCCAGUGCCCGACGCCCACCUGCGCGGCCUCACCUGCCUGGAGCAUGAGAACGAGAAGGUCAACAUGUACUGCGUGGUGGACGACCAGCUCAUCUGCGCCCUGUGCAAGCUGGUGGGACGUCACCGGGAGCACCAGGUGUCCUCUCUGAGCGAGCGCUUCGACAAGCUCAAGGCCUUUCAAGUGAGCCCUGGCAGACUAUCUGAAGCGGUUAUCGUGGAGACAUCAAAGACAAACGCUGCGCAAACCCUGGAGAACAACCUGACGAACCUGGUGAAGAGGAACAGUGAGCUGGAGAGCCAGAUGGCCAAGCUCAUCCAGAUCUGUCAGCAGGUGGAGGUAAACACAGCCAUGCAUGAAGCCAAGCUGGUGGAGGAGUGUGACGAGCUGGUCGAGAUCAUCCGUCAGAGGAAGCAGGUCAUCGCUGUCAAGAUCAAAGAGUCUAAGGUGAUGAAGCUGAGGAAGCUGGCCCAGCAGAUUGCCAACUGCCGACAGUGUCUGGAGCGCUCCAGCGUACUCAUCACCCAGGCCGAGCAAAGCCUGAAGGAGAACGACCACGCCCGCUUCCUGCAAACCGCCAGGAACGUGGCUGAGAGGGUUGCCAUGGCUACGGCAUCCUCUCAGGUCUUGAUCCCGGAUGUCAAUCUGAACGAGGCCUUUGACACUUUUGCCCUGGAUUUCUCUCGAGAGAAGAAAAUCCUGGAGGGGCUGGAUUAUCUCACAGCUCCAAACCCGCCCUCUAUACGAGAAGAGCUCUGCACGGCCUCCCAUGACACCAUCACGGUCCACUGGACCUCGGAGGAUGAAUUCAGCGUCACCUCCUACGAGCUGCAGUACACCAUCUACACCGGCCAGGCCAACUUCAUCAGUCUGUAUAACUCUGUGGACAGCUGGAUGAUCGUGCCCAACAUCAAGCAGAACCACUACACAGUCCACGGCCUGCAGAGCGGAACCCGCUACGUGUUCUUCGUCAAGGCCAUAAAUCAGGCCGGCAGUCGCAACAGUGAACCCGCGCGUCUCAAGACCAACAGUCAGCCUUUUAAGCUGGACCCUAAAACAGCUCACAAAAAGCUGCGGCUGUCCAAUGACUGCUUGACAAUGGAGAAGGACGAGAGCUCUCUGAAGAAGAGCCACACACCGGAGAGGUUCAGCAGCACCGGCUCGUAUGGCGCUGCCGGGAACGUCUUCAUCGACAGUGGCUGCCAUUACUGGGAAGUGCUACUGGGCGCCUCCACCUGGUAUGCGGUGGGCGUGGCCUACAAGUCAGCCCCGAAGAACGAGUGGAGCGGCAAGAACUCGUCCUCCUGGGUCUUCUCCCGCUGCAACAACAACUUCAUGGUGAGGCACAACGGCAAGGAGAUGCUGGUGGAGGCCAGCCUGCAGCUCAGGCGCCUGGGCGUCCUGCUGGACUACGACAACAACUCCCUGUCCUUCUACGACGCCAUGAACUCCCAGCACCUGCACACCUUCGAGAUCUCCUUCCUGCUGCCCGUGGCGCCUACCUUCAUGAUCUGGAACAAGUCGGUGAUGAUCCUGUCCGGCCUGCCCGUGCCUGACUUUGUGGACUGCCCCGAGCAGCAGGAGGGCGUCUGCCGGCAGCAGGAGUCACCCUAUGUGUCGGGCAUGAAGGGCUGCCACUGAGACUCCACUCCCCCGACCCUGAACCACACACCCGCGGCCCCGCCCCUUUCCGCCCUGCCCCGCCCCCAUGUGCCUCCACAGCUGGCCCUCCUGCAAGCGGGUCAUUCCUAAUUUUUUCUUCUCUUGGUUCAUUUUCACCCUCGACUUUCCUCUUUUCUCUGAUGAGUGAACGUUGCUCAUGCUCUCGGUUUAAGGAAGCAUUUUGUUGUGU